Messenger RNA from Anastrepha ludens (Mexican fruit fly), 450 nucleotides. Its product is annotated as trypsin epsilon-like. The record is from RefSeq and is a predicted model, not a curated record. The transcript has 4 exons. Gene Ontology annotation, molecular function: serine-type endopeptidase activity. Gene Ontology annotation, biological process: proteolysis. Lineage: Eukaryota; Metazoa; Arthropoda; Insecta; Diptera; Tephritidae. The coding region runs from base 1 to 450 and encodes 149 amino acids.
AUGAAGAUUAUACCCACUGUGGACUUGGACAUUCAUUUGCACUUUAUUGAUGAUUGCACAUCCGCCGAUGGAAUAGAGAACGGUAGUCUCACAACUGUUACGGCACAUCCCUACGUCGUCUCUCUACAAGGAACCGAUGGAACACGCGCCUGCGGAGGUGCUUUAAUCGAUUCGAAAACCGUUGUCACUGCUGAUCAGGAAAACAAAGCUUGCAACGCUCUACCUGGAAGCCCUUUGGUAUCCAACAAUCAAUUAGUUGGUUUGGCCUCCUGGGGCUAUGGCUGUGACAACAGUGCAAAUCGAGCUGUUUUCACCAACAUCGUUGUAGUGAAAUCAUGGAUUAAAAAAACUCCCACUCCUCCUCCGUACAAUCCCCUAGGAUCAGCAGCUUGUCAAGCCUUUUCGGUGAAAGUCGGUUGCGAGGUUUUGUCACAGUACUUCCAGCUUUAG